AUGAAUGUGGAUGAAAAGUUAAAUAAAAUUGAGGAGGAAGAGGAAGAAGAAUUUUCACUGUCAGAGGAUAUUGCUCUGUCCACCAGACAGCACACAAGUAGUGAAAGCUCCAGAAUUGUUGAAGAAAAGAAAAAGAGGAAAUUUAAGCCAGCGAAAUUUAUUUCAAAGCAUUUGAAAAUUAAAAAGGAUGACAAGAAAGUUGAUAGUGGAGAUACGUCAGAGACACGUUCAGAAGACAGUACAAAAAGCCCAAAAUUGGGUAUUUUAAAGAGAAGCAUUGCAAAGAGAUUUUCAAGAAAGAAAAAAUUUCAAGUAAGUCCGAUGGAUAGCGGAGAAAGCUCGCAACCUGACGAACCUUUAAAUAAUGAAAUCGAUUUGGCUAAAGAGAUUGAAAAACUAUCAAAAAGCUAUCCAAACAUUAGCAUUAGUGAUCAAUCAGAAAAUAUCGAGGAGAAGAAAAUCAAUGAAGAUUCAUUGGAGCUUAAGAAAUCGAUCCAGACAAUUGAUAAUAAAGAAUCAUCCCCAAAGCUCGAGCAAAUUUCAUCACCAAUGUCGGAAAAUAAAAAGGUUCAAUUACAAAUAACAAUAAGCGGCAAGAAAAUAGAAAAAGUACAAACUACUAGAACCGAAACAAUGUCUACGGAGACGAUUGUCAGCUCAAAAGCAACAGAUAAGGCUUCCUCACCAUUACAAUAUUAUAAAAGCCAAACUGAUAUUAUAUUACCAUCCGUAAAUACAGCCGUACGAGUCAAUAAAAUCCGCGAGCAAUUUUUUAAUGUAAUGGUGUCACAGAGCAGCAAUAGCACGAACAAAGACAAUGAAAAUGUAUAUAUGCAACAUCAAACAAAAUCAAUUAGCAGCGAUGCUCUUUCACAGUCAGUAUCACGCUCAACGUUAAUACAGACGACGUCUGAAGGAUUCGAGGGAAACGAAUUAUCAGAAGAACUUAUCAAAUCAUCAGUAAAUUCAAUCAUAUCUUCAGCAAAAGACUUGAGUAAAUUGGACGAGAAAAUUGAAUUUCCUCAAAAUCUUCCUGAAUUGAAAAUCUUUGAGGAAACGGAUCGAAAAGAAAACGAUAUUGAAAAUAAAGUAGAAGCAGAUAUAGACGAAAUUCAAGGGAAAUCUGAAAAAGUUCCAGAAUUAACAGAAAUUAAGGAUAUUGAACUAGGUCCCAGUGAACAAGUGAUUAGUGACGAAAUGAAAAAAUCUAAAAUUCCAGUUAAUAGACUUAGAUCAUCGUCUGAAAAUAAUAUUGAGAAAGAUUUAUCGCAGUCAACAGUUCAUACUCAAGAAGCUCAUAAGCCAUAUCAUUUAAAUCUCACUUCAUCGCCGUCAGUUGAUGAACUUAAAACUACGUUUGAAGUGAAAUCAGAAGAAAUAAAGUUUGAAGUAGGAACUGCAGUACGUCCACCAAAAAUUUUAUCGGCAAAUAGCACUAGCAUUUCGCCAAUAAUAAUUACAGAAAUGGAGAGUGAAUCGUCAAACGUUCAAGAUGACGAAUUUCAUAGUCCAAAAAGCGAAACGAAUGCUUCCCUAGAAAAGCAUGACUCGAGAACGCGUAGAAAAAUCGCUUACAUUCCUCAACUGACAGUCUAUACGCCAGAGGAGCAAGAAUUACUUAAAAGUAAUAUAAUAGCUAACUCUGAGUCAUUCGAUUUACCUUCAUUGCCACCAGAUACAUCAAUGUUUCCCGUUUUUGAUGAUUCCUUGUUGAGCAAUAUGACGCCAUCAACACCGGAGAAACGUGAAUGUUUAUAUAAAAUUUUAGUGAUUGGCGAACUCGGAACUGGCAAGACAUCAUUUAUCAAGAGAUAUGUUCAUCAAUUUUUCAGUCAAAAUUAUCGUGCGACUAUUGGCGUAGAUUUUGCCCUAAAAGUCCUUAAUUGGGAUCAGUCAACGAUUAUUCGAUUACAGUUGUGGGAUAUUGCAGGACAAGAACGAUUUGGUAAUAUGACACGAGUGUACUAUAAAGAGGCGGUUGGAGCUUUUAUCGUCUUCGAUGUAACAAGACCGGCAACGUUUGAUGCUGUGAAUAAGUGGAAGACUGAUUUAGAUUCAAAAGUUCAGCUGCCCGAUGGAAGUCCGAUUCCAUGCAUUUUAUUAGCUAAUAAGUGUGAUCAACCAAAACAAGGAUUAGUAGCAUUACCAGCAAAAAUGGAUGAAUAUUGCAAAGAAAAUGGCUUCACUGGAUGGUUUGAGACGAGUGCCAAGGAGAAUACAAAUAUAGAUGAAAGCGCCAAAGCUUUAGUUAGCAAAAUUCUGAUAAAUGAUAAACUUAUACAUAACGACAUGGUUGAUGGAGAACGCUUAAUUCUAAAUGCUGAGGAUGUAGAAAAACCGAAAAAUUUUUGUUCUUGCUGA
This is a messenger RNA of Chironomus riparius, 2361 nucleotides long. The record is from the annotation of a GenBank genome assembly. Lineage: Eukaryota; Metazoa; Arthropoda; Insecta; Diptera; Chironomidae.